This is a messenger RNA of Talaromyces marneffei, 2235 nucleotides long. RefSeq lists its product as uncharacterized. Lineage: Eukaryota; Fungi; Ascomycota; Eurotiomycetes; Eurotiales; Trichocomaceae. Gene Ontology annotation, biological process: ribosomal large subunit biogenesis. Gene Ontology annotation, cellular component: nucleolus; nucleoplasm; Noc2p-Noc3p complex. The transcript has a single exon. The coding region runs from base 1 to 2235 and encodes 744 amino acids. The record is from RefSeq and is a predicted model, not a curated record.
AUGGCUAUCAAAAAAUCCACAAAGAAGUUUCAGCAACGGCGAUUAGGAGAUGUGCUCGAGAGACGAAAGGAAUUCUCCAAAAUCAAGCAACGACACCAAGUGAACGACAAGAGAAAGGCCCGAAAUGCCGAACGACGUGAGAAAGAGGCGGCCGAGAAGGUCGUUGAUCCUGAAGAACAGGCCAAGGAAAAUGCCUUUGCAGAAAUGAACGUGGACGAUUUCUUUGCUGGAGCAUUUGACAUUGCGGACCCUAAGGGCAAAGGGAAAAAGACUCAGAAGAAGGAUGUGACCGCGAAGACCGGUAAACGGAAGCGCAUCGACGAGAACGCUAAAGAUGAUGAGUCCGAAGCCGAAAGCGUCGAGGAGGAAGCUGCGUCGGAUUCAGAAGAACAGUCAGAUGCUAGCAGUGUCGGGGAUUUUGAAGAACACAAAGGACAACUGGAAUCCCUCAAAGAGAAAGAUCCAGAGUUCUACAAGUACCUCAAGGAAAACGAUGCUGAACUUCUUGAUUUCGAUGAUCAUGGAGAUUUGGCCGAAGUUGAUGAGUUGAGCGAGACGGAGGAUGGGCCAGCGAAGAAAAAAAAGAAAUCCAAAGGUUCGGAAGCGGAGGCUAUGAAAGACAACAUAGUCACGAUGUCCGAAGUCAAAAAGUGGCAGAACUCUUUGCAAGAGCAAAACUCCAUGAGAGCUCUCCGACAAGUUGUUCUUGCCUUCCGAUCAGCAGCAUACGUUAAUGACGCCGAUAACCAGGACACUAAAUACACCAUCUCGGAUCCAGACGUCUACCACCAAGUUCUAAUUACAGCAUUGGAGAUGGUGCCAAAGGUACUGGCCCACCAUCUACCAGUGAAGGAAACCGCAGGAGGUAGAGUCAAAGUAGCGGCGGAAUCGCAGAAAUUCAAAACGCUCAGUCCGCUCAUCAAAUCACACACGUCGUCCGUCCACCAACUACUUACGAAUCUAUCUGAUGCAUCUACCCUCAAGUUGACACUCGCAUCUAUUGAACCCAUGUUGCCAUAUCUUCUCCAGUUUCGCAAAGUGCUGAAGGUUAUUGUGAAGAUGGUGGUCAGCAUCUGGUCUGACAACACCAAUUCCGAGGCCGUUCGUGUUACUGGUUUCUUGAUUAUGCGUCGCCUGAUGAAAAUUGGUGAUGCUGGAAUCAGGGAGGCUGUCCUUAAAGCGACAUAUGAAGGUGUCGUCAAAGGCAGCCGGAAUACUAAUGUACAUACCCUUGCAGGUGUCAACCUGACCAAGAACUCGGCAGCUGAGAUUUGGGGCAUUGAUCAGAAUGUGUCUUAUACUACAGGAUUCAGCUUCAUUCGCCAACUGGCCAUUCACCUUCGAGGCAGUAUCACGAAUAAGACCAAAGACUCCUACAAAACCAUCUACAACUGGCAAUACGUGCACUCACUUGAUUUUUGGUCUCGGGUGCUCUCUCAGCACUGCAAUGCUUUGGUCGAGGCGGAAGCUGGAAAACAAUCCGCUUUGCGACCUUUGAUCUAUCCUGUUGUACAAAUUACCCUGGGCGCUAUGCGCCUCAUCCCCACCCCGCAAUACUUUCCUCUACGCUUCCAGCUUGCGCGUGCUCUCUUACGAAUCUCCCGUGCUACAGGCACAUAUAUUCCAUUGGCUCCGGCUCUUUUGGAAGUACUUAAUUCUACCGAAAUGAGGAAACCUCCUAAGUCAAGCACAUUACGACCAUUGGAUUUCAAUACCUCUAUCCGAGCAGCUAAGUCCUAUCUUCGCACCCGCGUCUAUCAAGACGGUGUUGGUGAACAGGUUGUUGAGCUGUUGUCAGAGUUCUUUGUCCUUUGGACGAAACACGUUGCUUUCCCUGAGCUCGCAUUACCAGUUGUUGUCAUGUUGAAACGGUGGCUUAAGGAGGCAGGAUCACGCUCGGGCGGCAACAAAAAUUCGAAGAUUAAUCACUUGGUUCUCCUUCUUGUGCAAAAGGUCGAACUCAAUUCUCGAUGGAUUGAAGAGCGUCGUGCUAAAGUCAACUUUGCCCCGAAGAACCGAGCGGAUGUGGAAAACUUCCUCAAGGAAACCGAGUGGGAGACUACCCCUCUGGGUGCAUUUGUUAAAACUCAACGCAAACUACGUGAGGAGAAGGCGGCCAUCCUUGAACAAGGUAGACAAGAUGAAGAAAAACAGCGACAACGGGAACGGGAGAAUGUUGACGAGGAAGAUGCCAUCUCAGAGAUUGAAAGUGAAGACGAGGAUGACGAGGAGUGA